Phialemonium atrogriseum is the source of this 2170-nucleotide messenger RNA. RefSeq lists its product as uncharacterized. Lineage: Eukaryota; Fungi; Ascomycota; Sordariomycetes; Cephalothecales; Cephalothecaceae. The transcript has a single exon. Bases 1 to 2070 code for a protein of 689 amino acids. Gene Ontology annotation, molecular function: ubiquitin binding. The record is from RefSeq and is a predicted model, not a curated record.
AUGGCGACUUCUCUACCCUCCUUCGUGCCCUUUCCCACCGCGGCUUGGCGGGCCUCGAUCGUCCCCAGCGAGUGGGCGGCAUGCCUUGACGCCUGGGUGGCACUCGUCGAAGCGCACCUGGCGUUCACGGAGGCGGAGACUUUGCGAAUCUCAUGCAAGGACGAGUCUGUCUCCCGGUUUCUGGCCUCGUUCAUGGCCGAGGCUGCCGCUGCCGGAUCGGGCAUCCUGGGCGGCGGGCCGUCGGCCAAGACGCUGCUUAAGGGGUGUUUCCUAUUGACGUCCAAAAUCCUCCGGUCUUCCGUUCCGCCUGGCGGCAUGGCGCAGUGGGACUUCCUCGCGGAUGUCAGCCGUGUUUAUGGACGGAAGAGGGCGGGGCCCCUUCUAGCAGGUCUGUCGGAACCGGCCCAGGGACUCUUGGACGCCUCGCUGUCGGGCCUGAAGAAGUUCCUGAUCAAAAACUUGGACCAGGGCAUAAACGGUGACCUAAAGUCAGUCGAGGAGCGCUUGAGCCGAGUAAAUCCUCUGGUCUACGCCUCGCCAUAUGUGGCAUCAUUCUUCCUGGCGGGGAGCGAUUUCUUGGACGGCCUCAUCGGCUGCUACAAAAUUAUGAACCCGCCGCUUCGGAGAGUCAUAAUCACGACUACCUAUCUCUGUCUUACUGGCCUCGUCGAAGGCGAGUCUCCAAAGACUUCCAUGCUGACGGAUCAGCUGUAUGCUCUGAGGGUCGCGGCAGAUGCGCACAAGGCAGGCCCUGUAAAUGCCAACGACUCUCUUGUCCCUGAGCUCGUCACUGCUACCCCGCUCCUGCAGCAAGUUCAGAACAAGCUGGAAGCAUCAGGGUCUGCAACCAGCCGGGCAAAGUCGGUACUGGCCGAGCUGGCGUCCUUCCGGAAGGCCGGUGGCCUGGUGCGCCCGAAGCGGCUGAUCCGGAGAAAGAUCGAUAAAGGAAAGGGGCGCGCCGGGUCCGACCUCGUCAUGGUCCAGCAGGAGAUACACAUCCACCGCCUGAGCCAGAUCUCUCAGAUUCAGGACCUCUUCCCCGAGCUCGGGUCUGGGUUUAUCUCGAAGCUCCUGGACGAGUACGGCGAAGAUUCGGAGCAAGUCAUUGCGCACAUGCUCGACGGCUCCUUACCCGCACACCUCCAAGACGCCGACCGCAGCGAAGAACUGUAUGGCCGAGCCCUCCCCUUACAAGUAUAUACACUUAUACGAACCCGGACACUAACCCCCCCUCCUAGAACACCCCUCCCCAAUACCGCCCCAGACCUCGCACCGCGCCCCACGCCCCCGCCCCAGCUCCCCACGCGCCACAACGUCUUCGACGAGGACGAGCUAGACCGCCUCGAGGUCGACGCCUCGAGGCUGCACAUCGGCAAGCGGCACCCGGGGCGAACGGCCGACGACGUGCUCGGCGACCGCAGCGGCGGGGGCGCCGACAAGGCCGCCAUCCUGUCUGCGCUGGCGACGUUCGACUCGGACGACGACGAGCGCGACGACACGUACGACGCCGCCGACGUGGGCGGCACCGUCGAUGCCGCCGCCGGCGAUCCGGACCAGACGGCGGCGGACGACGCGAUGGACGAGGUCCUCUUCCGCGCGCUGCGCGCCGACCCGGCGCUGUUCGGCCGCGACGCGGCCACGAGGAGGGGCGCGGCCAGGGCGCGCCUGAGGGCCGAGACGGGGCUCACCGACGAGGCUGUCGAGGGGUGGGCCGUCGUGCUGGGGCGGGACGCGCGACUGCGGAGACGGCUCGAGGCGCGGUAUGGCGAGUUUGGGGGCGUGCAGAACGAGCUGCGGGGGACGGCUUGGCGGGCUGGGGGGGAGGAGGAGGGGGAGGGGGAGCAAGGGGAGGGGGAGGCUUCGUCGCGGGGUGGGAGGGGGCGGGGACGGGGCCGUGGGAGGGGUGGUGGUGGUCGUGGCGGGCGUGGAGGUAAUGUUGCUGGGCCGACUGGGGAGAAGGAGACGGAGGUGGCGAGGAGGCGGAAGGAGGCGAAUAAGGGGUCUAGGGCUAAUCAUAAUAGGCGAGACCAGAGGGCGAAGAAGAUGGCGAGGGGAGGGUUCCCGGGAUGAGGUAGAUACACGGAUGGAUGGAUAGCUGCGACGAAGGCUGAUCAAAUCACAAUCAUGGGGCGCGGCUAAGCGGCUUUAUGAAUGCGAAGUCAUGGUAUUU